AUGGUCGCUUCAUCUUCUGCAGUGCCUUCACCAGUCCUGUGUCCCCGUCCUCAGAAUGCUGUAACACCAGAUCAUUAUCCAAUGGCACCACUUGGACUAAAUGGUGGACCUCUUUCUAGUCAUACGGGAGCUGCUUCAAGCGGGAUGCCAUUCCGAGGACAGUUUAUGAAUCAUGCCAUACAAAUGGGUUUGCCACCGCAUAUGUCAGACGGGUAA
This is a messenger RNA of Acanthocheilonema viteae, 216 nucleotides long. NCBI's taxonomy places the organism in Eukaryota, Metazoa, Nematoda, Chromadorea, Rhabditida, Onchocercidae. The record is from the annotation of a GenBank genome assembly.